Messenger RNA from Mizuhopecten yessoensis (Yesso scallop), 1174 nucleotides. RefSeq lists its product as uncharacterized. The record is from RefSeq and is a predicted model, not a curated record. Lineage: Eukaryota; Metazoa; Mollusca; Bivalvia; Pectinida; Pectinidae. The transcript is spliced from 6 exons. Bases 1 to 1017 code for a protein of 338 amino acids.
AUGAAAAUGUUUGCCAAAUGUAACAGUUCACGCAUACGAACUACGUUUAAGAUAAUUACAGCUGACAUUGUUUUCGAGGCGGUGCUGAUGCUUGGCCUUGUCCAUCUCGUUAGAGGUACAGGAUGUCCUAAGGGAGGGCCUUCUACUAUGGAAAUCUGCAAGACGAGAAGUCUGACCGCCUCCAGUAUACUACUGGACUUUUACCCAGCACGGAAUAUCCCAGUGGACGAGUGUGAUUGUACCGUCCUCAUCUACCAGGGCAACAAAGUGUCUUUUAACCCCGUCUCCGUCCCUAACUACGUGGGGUGUGGUUCCGAGAUACAUAUACAACGGUACCUACCCCGGGGAGAAAAACAGGUCAUAUCCUGCCUGGGGUCCACCACCUUUCCUGGUCUGUCGCCUGGAAACACACUCACCAUCUCUCUGAAACGAGUACACGAGCCGUACGAUACGUCCUACUGUUAUCGCCUGGAUAUAGAAGGAAAAGCUGCAUCGAUGUCUUUAGUUUGUGAAGCUGCCAAAACAACUACAACCAUCGCCAUAACAACAAGCCAAGCCUUCACCACAACGGACCAGGAUCAAACCGGGAACCAAUCGUCUCGGGUCGAGGUUUUAGACACUGAAUCAUUACCAACAUUGACAGGUGUCGGGACUAUUGCGAUGACCACCGUUAUGUCAGUUUUGAUAAUCUAUUCUACGGUCAUCACAUUGUUGUAUAUUUUGUUACGAAAAAAACGACAACAACAAGAGAAAGCCUACAAUGAAAUUUACGAGGAGAUUCCUUCCAAACCACCCGUCCAAAUUAGGGACAGUCGGUCGACGCGUUUGUCCAGUAUCUCAGACGACAGAGCUCUGCCCGCCAUUCCACAGCCCACAUUUCAGCGUCAGUAUAGCCAGUACAACGCCAACGCGCCUCCACAAAGAGCUCCUAGUAUCAGCGAACAGACACACUGGAACUGGACCUACCAGGACAAGACGCCUGACAAAGAACAGACGUAUAUUAACCAACCAUUCUAGAUAAAACAUGAUUGAGUAUUCAGCGGUCCAAUCAAAUUAACUGUAACAUCGCCAUUAUAAGUAGCGUGAAUUGAUAUUUUAUAUGUGUGACAUGUUUAGGUAAACUAUUGUGAUUGUGAUGAAAGUCUAUUUUAGAUGUUAACCUACUUUGCUAUAC